AUGGGCUCCAGAAACUCAAAAUCUGAGGAUUCGCAUGAAGCAAAACUGGCAGAGGAUGGAAAAGAGAAAUACACCGGUGUGAAUAACUUCACCGGUGUACUAUACAAAAUAUCAUCAUCUGGGAAUGUUUCGAUAAAUGCAAAUGGAUCAACGGUGUCUUCGAUGCAGGAAAAGUCUAAAAGAACAUCUCCAUACAACAUGGAGCGUGAAAAGGAACGGAAGAGACAGCAGAUGACAAGAAAACGGAACAUGAGACAACGUGAAAUCGUGAGCCAAAACGAGGCAGCUCCAAACGAUUCGAUUCAAGGACCUCCACUCUACACAAGUACACCAAGGGAAGACGGACAUCAUGCCAUCGACUACGGACAGCAUGCCAUCGAAGGACCAAAUGACGACCAGAUUCAAGAAAGAGAGCUCUCGUACGCCGACGACCAGUCUCAAGAGCGUCCCAGAGACGAACAAUCUUCUCGGAACACAAGUGUCAUCAUGAAUCGAAGAGAUAGCGUGAGAAGUGAUAACGCGGCCCAACGUCACGAGUCCAUUGUCAAGACUUUCGUCUGUCACCCAAUGGGAGUGGAGUUCAAAGAAACAUGUCGAACAAUGAAGGCGGUGCUUGGAGCAAAGCAUCAAAAAUGGAAGCGACGCGGAAUCAGUGGAGGAGGAAACAACUAG
This is a messenger RNA of Caenorhabditis remanei, 672 nucleotides long. RefSeq lists its product as uncharacterized. NCBI's taxonomy places the organism in Eukaryota, Metazoa, Nematoda, Chromadorea, Rhabditida, Rhabditidae. Bases 1 to 672 code for a protein of 223 amino acids. The record is from RefSeq and is a predicted model, not a curated record. The transcript has 6 exons.